Molecule: messenger RNA, 2184 nt
Organism: Prunus persica (peach)
Lineage: Eukaryota; Viridiplantae; Streptophyta; Magnoliopsida; Rosales; Rosaceae
Product: UPF0481 protein At3g47200
Exons: 2
Coding region: 564-1880 (438 amino acids)
Source: RefSeq, a predicted model, not a curated record
UCUCACACACACAACUAAUGUCAUGGGGGUUUGAACCUGAUACCUCUCUGGUCUACAAAUCAAAACCCUUUUUCACUCCACUAGACCCUGUUGGCUUUUUUUUUUCUUCUUAAGAGCAUUUUAAAUCUAGUAAGAAACAACCUAAUUUUUUCCGGAACAUUUUCAUGGAAUAAGCAUUGCACACUCCGCACAAAGGACACAGAAACUUCACCGAAACACAAAAGCAGAUUUUACUUAUAGUCGACAAACCCUUGUACAAAAUGUUGAUUUUUAGUUGUCGUGGGACCUGCAAUGGAUUAUUCAAACUUCCCCAGGACGCGCAUAGACAUGUCAAAGCAAAGGCAAGGAAGCUACAUGAGGAGUUGACCUGACUUCCAAACCAGAUUCACUAGUUCUUAUACUGAAAUCUAGCAGAAGAGCAAGCUAUCUGCAUUGAGCUUUUCUAGCUACUCAUCUACCAACUGCCAAAAAAAAAAAAAAAAACUUGGGUUUCAAUCCAUAGCAGUGACUAUCAUUUCAUUAUCAUCCAUUACGAUUGACAACAACAAACACAUCAGCGGAAAAUGGAAGGAAGCGAUCAAGCUCCACAUGAUAUUGAAAACCCCUGCAUUCCAUUAGUAACUUCAAUGGGCGAGGAAUUGGAUGGCUUGUCUCCCCUCUCCUCUCUGUGUUGCAUUUAUAGAGUUCCUGAACGACUACGGCGUGUGAGUGAAAAGGCCUACACACCUCAGGUAGUCUCUAUAGGCCCACUUCAUCAUGGCAAGGAAGGCCUAAAAGCCAUGGAAGAUCACAAAAAGAGGUACUUACAAGAUUAUAUACGUCGGACCAGGGUAAGCCUAGCGGAUUAUGUACAGAAAGUAAAAGACCAAGAAGCAAAACUGCGCAGUUGUUAUGCAGAAACCAUUCAGGUUAGCAGUGAUGAAUUUGUGAGAAUCAUUCUGGUGGAUGCCGCCUUCAUCAUUGAGGUCUUGUUGAGGUAUCGUUUCGAUGAAUUGCAGGAUGAAAAUGACUGCAUAUUUAACAAACCAUAUAUGUUGCAGGAUGUAUGGCCUGACAUGCGGUUGCUUGAAAAUCAGCUGCCCUUCUUCAUUCUUGAGGAACUUUUUGACCCCGACAAAAUCGAAGUCUCUUCUAACAAUAACAAUAUUGAAAGGCUUUCGAUACUCAACCUUUGCCACAAUUUCUUCAAAAAUCUAAUGCAUAUAGAGGGAACAGAUGGCAAUAUGGAGAAAUUAUGUGCUUCUAAAGUUGAACACUUUGUAGAUUUUUGUAGAAAUUUGCAUCUACCUCUACCAUUGAAACCACAUGCUAAAGGGCGACUUGAAACUCUAAACACACCCAGCAUCACAGAGUUACACAGAGCAGGAGUCAAGUUUAGGGUGGGAUCACCCAAAAACUUAUUCAACAUAAAAUUCGCUAAUGGGAUUCUAAAAAUUCCAAAAUUAGCAAUAAGUGAUGAGACAGAGCUUACAAUCAGAAACCUCCUCGCUUUUGAACAAUGCCAUUGCAUGGAGAAUUACAUAAACGAUUAUGUUGUCAUCAUGGAUCGCUUUGUGAACACCGCAAAGGAUGUGGAGUUGCUUGUUAAGCAUGGAAUCGUCGAAAAUAGUCUCGGUGACAGUAGUGAAGGGUCUACUCUGAUUAACAACCUUGCGGAUGGGGUCAUAGUGGACCCUAAUGACUUCUAUUUUGCUAUUCUUUGUGCAGACCUCAACAAGUACUGCAGAACGUCUUGGCACAAAUGGCAGGCGAACUUGAGACAAAACUAUUGCAACACACCUUGGGCAACUAUUUCAAUUGCUGCGGCUAUUUUUCUCCUCAUACUCACUUUUAUACAAACAGUGUGCUCUGUUAUCUCUGCUCUGCCUUCUAAGCGUUGAGAGUAAGUCUCCUCUUAGCCGUUUUCCCCUUGUCAUUUCCUUUUGGUCCUCCGCAUGACACGAGCUGGGUUUGUCACCAGCCUAGAGGUGCAAGAGAGCUGGAGAAAGAAAAAGUUAGUGUAUAUGUAGAAAAUAUAGCCUCUGUUAGUGAAAGUGAGCUGUGCAUGUAGAGUGAUGGAAGCAAUGUGGUUGUUUUAUUUGUUUCUCCAUGCUUGUUCGGUAUGAAACUGUUCAAAUUUUAUAACUUUAUUGUUAAUCCGAGAGCUGUUAUGUUGGGUACUCCAAUGUAACAAAUCAUUGAAAA